Messenger RNA from Leptopilina boulardi, 5650 nucleotides. RefSeq lists its product as uncharacterized. Bases 337 to 2994 code for a protein of 885 amino acids. The transcript has 11 exons. NCBI's taxonomy places the organism in Eukaryota, Metazoa, Arthropoda, Insecta, Hymenoptera, Figitidae. The record is from RefSeq and is a predicted model, not a curated record.
AAGAACACUAUAAACAAAAAUCGUGUGAGUUACUUUCUCAAAAACGAGAGAGAGAGAGAGAGAGACAGAGAGAAACGUGAUCAAUAUUUUUCAAUAAUCAAAUAAAAAUUUUUAGUACAAAAAUUAAUAAUAUUUAAAAAAAAUAAAUAAAUUUUUUCCUUUUUUGCAAAAUGUUGGACGAUCCAGUCUCGGGAUGACCGUUUAUCGGUCAAGUGUUUUUCGGUAAAAAAAAACUAUAUAAUUAAAAAAAAAAAAAAUUAAAAAAAGUGCGUGGGUGACAAAAAAGGACGGGGUAGUUUUUGUGCUAUAAAAUUGAUUUUGAGUGUUGACGAAAUAAUGGGUUUACAAGGAAUCAGAACUCUGAGUUUUAUUCUCCUUCUUCAUCUCACAAUUCAAGGUGGACUUGGAGGUAAUUGUGGAUAUCCAGGAGCACCAGCACACAGCAGUAUUCGUUUUACAUUAGCGGAAACUGAUGAUGCAAUUGAUGAUGAAGAAAUUUCAUUAAGGGAUUAUUAUCAAACGGGAACAAUAUCAACAUAUUAUUGUGAUAGGGGUUUUGAACUUCUUGGACCAGCGAGAAGACAAUGCCAGGCUGAUGGUUCCUGGACACCGGAAGGCGUGCCAUUUUGCGUUCUUAAUGUUGCUGGUGGAAAGGCUCCGAUGCAGUCAAGCAGUGCAGAUGGAGGAAUUCCACAACGUGCUGUCGAUGGUAGUAGCGGUCAAAUUUAUUCACCACAAACAUGUACAUUGACAAGGGCUGAGCCAAGGCCCUGGUGGUAUGUCAAUCUUCUUGAACCCUACAUGGUUCAAUUGGUGCGACUCGAUUUUGGCAAAUCCUGCUGUGGGGACGGUGUGCCCGGAACAAUCGUCGUCAGAGUUGGUAAUAAUCGACCUGAUUUGGGGACAAAUCCAAUUUGCAAUCGUUAUACAGGACCAUUAGAAGGAGGUCAACCAUUAUUUUUGCCAUGUAAUCCCCCCAUGCCAGGAGCUUUUGUUUCCGUUCAUCUUGAAGCUGCUUCUCAAAAUCCAGUUCCUGUACAACUUUCACUAUGCGAAGCUUUCGUCUACACUGAUCAGGCACUGCCAAUAGAAAGGUGUCCACAGUUCAGAGAUCAGCCACCGGGAUCGACAGCAACUUACAAUGGAAAAUGCUAUGUUUUUUAUAAUCGUCAGCCAUUGAACUUUAGAGAUGCUUUGGCUUUUUGUCGAUCUAGAGGUGGGACUUUGGUAGACGAGAGUAAUCCUGCUCUUCAAGGAUUCAUAUCAUGGGAGCUCUGGAGACGCCACAGAAGCGACACAUCGAGUCAAUAUUGGAUGGGCGCAGUGAGAGAUAUGAAGGAUAGAACCACAUGGAGAUGGACCGGAAGUGGAGAAGAAAUCUCAGUGUCAUUCUGGAGUUUGCCCCAAGGCAGCGAGGAAGAUUGCGCUCGCUAUGACGGAAGUCGAGGCUGGUUAUGGUCAGAUACACCAUGCACAGCAAGACUAAACUUCAUUUGCCAGCAUCAACCAAAGGCUUGUGGAAGACCAGAACAGCCACCAAAUUCAACAAUGUCAGUGACAAAUCCUUCAGCAAAAUCUGUGGUCAGUGCUUAUGAAGUUGGAGCUGCUGUGGAAUACACUUGUAAUCCAGGAAGUCUUCUCAUUGGCCCCUCAACUCGCACUUGUCUCGAUACUGGAUUUUACAAUGAGUUCCCACCCGUUUGUAAAAACAUCGAAUGUGGUUUUCCGGCAAGUAUUCUUCACGGAGAAUACAGUCUGAUCAACAACACUGUCAGUUACUUGAGUCAAGUUCUUUAUAGUUGCGAGGAAGGCUACGAGAUGACAGGUCGAGCAAGACUUACCUGUGAUAUUGAUGAAAGAUGGAAUGGACCACCGCCACGUUGUGAACCAAUUCGCUGUGAUCCACCGCCAAUUGUGCCACACAGUCAUUUUCAAGUCGACGAAAUAUCAAGCGAAGAAUCUGAAAGCAAAAAUAAUAAUCGAAGUUUAAUUGUUGGUAGCAUUGUCACUUACACGUGUGAUAAAGGUUAUAGACUAGCGGGACAUCGUCAAAUUCUUUGCAUACCCACUGGUUCUUAUGAUUAUUCACCACCAACUUGCAUUGAUGAUUCACUAAAUUCACCAGCGGCACCGCCACCGCGAGUCACACACAGACCAUCGAGUACAAGAGGUCGACCAUUUAUUCCCACGAGAUUUAGAUCAUCAUCGUCAUCGACAACGUCAACAACAACGACAGCAAGUAGCAUAUUGAGCUCGACACCAAAUCGAAAAUCAUCAUUGUCACACGUUGAACAACCGGCGACAGUUCGCGAAACAAUUCAAAGAAAAUCAUCAAUUGGAUUACAAAAACCAGCCACGACAAAUGUCAAUGAUGGAAGUAAUGAUCAUCCACAGGAUAAUGAAAUUUCAGGAAGUGGCGUUGAUAAUAGAGAAACGUCACUUGACAGUGGAGUUCCUGAACCUUCGGGACCAUACAGAGUUAAUAAUGAACAACCAACGCAUCAAGCAAAAUUACAUCUUGGUGCUGUUAUUGCUUUGGGUGUAUUUGGAGGAUUUGUUUUUCUAGCCGCCGUCAUUACGACAAUUGUCAUUCUUAUUCGCAGAAAUCGUGGAAGGGGAGGUAAACAUUAUCGUCAUCGAGCAUCGCCUGAUUGCAAUACAGUGGCAAGUUUCGAUAGCAGUUCAUCGGAGAGUCGUGGCGGUUUAAAUAAAUAUUAUCGUACGGCAUGGGAAAAUUUACACGAAUCAGCUGGACAUAAGGCAAAUCAUGCUCCAUUACGUCGCAAGGAGACCCUGGAUGAACCAGGAUAUAGAGAAAAUUUUCGCGGUAGCAAUACAGAGCGUGAUGGUUCUGAACUUGUUGUAAGUGACGUUGCCGCUUAUCCAUCGAGUAAACAAGCCAGCAUGUCCGACAAAAAACGUCAUCAUCACCAUCAUCAUCAUCAUCAUGGCACGCCCGAAUGGAGACAAUCUCAAUCACAUCAUAGAUAUUGAAAAAAAAUAUAUAUAUAUACAUAUAAUAUGGAUUUCUCUCACGAGAAAUUUUUUUUCUAAUACUGUGUUGUUCACAUAAAUAGCCACGUGGAAAAAAAAUUCCAAUUUUUGAGUUUUAAAAAAAAAUAAUUUAAUUUCUUUUUUUAUCAAAUCGAAUGAAAAUUAGAAAAAAAGAAAUUAAAUUUUGUUUUUUAAAUCAUUUGGAAAAUUUUAUUUUGUAAUUUAUUUUUUUUUUUUUUGAAAUUUAUCCCUAGUAUUUUUUUCAAAUCUAUUUUUUGAAUUCAUUUAAAUGUUAUUAAUUAUUAUUGUUAUUUAUUUCUUUUUCCAUUUUUAGAGGAAGAAUUUUUGUAUCUUUUUCUAACGGAAGUUUCAAAAAUUAGAUUUAUAUUGUAAUUAUAAAAAAAAAAAAAUUUGUUAAAAGUAUUUUCUUAAAGAAAACAUUUUUUCUAAAUCUUCUUUUCGGUGAUAACAUAUUUUUAGUAUAUUUGUACAUUUUUAGCAACAAGAUUUUUUUUUUUAUUUGCGAAAAAAGGAGCCUAAAAAAUAUGCCAUUCAAAUAUUUCAAAAAAAGAAAUUAUUUUUUUGGAAUUUAUAUUUUAAAAAUUGAACUUUAUCGAAAAGGCUUUGGAACACAGUAUUUUUGUUUCGGGGAAAAAAAAUCCAUAAAAACUUAUUGACAUUUCGUUGAAUUACGAAAAGAAAAAAGAAAAUUCAAACGAAAAAACGAGGAAUCUAAUUCUAUUCGUGUUCUGUUAUGCCUUAAAUUAUUUAUCACUAGCUCAUUAAUGUAAAUAGUUAAUAGACAAUAAGAAUAUUAUAAAAUUAUAAAUAUUUUAUAUAUAUAUGUACGUGCAUACAAUUUUUCCUAAAAAAAAAAAAAAAAAAGAAGAAAAAUUAUUUAUCCCCCAGUGUAUACAGAGACUGAUGCGGUUAAUUGAAUUUCUUCCAUUGUAUGUACGCAUGUUGACUGGUCGGAGGACAUGCCAAAAAAAAGCAGAGAGUAAUAUAUAAUAUUAAUAAUAAUAAUUGUAAACUAAACGAUCAAAUAUGACAAAGUGUAGUAUUUUUUUUUUAAAUAUAUUUUCUUCACUAAUAAUUUGUAAAACAUUAGAUAGCGAUUUUCUUUUCAUUUGUAUAUGUAUACAAAAUGAUCAUUAUGUUCCGGAUCAUUGCAGAAAAAUAAUUUCUGUUUUUCGUUUUCUAAAUAGAAAAAAAAAAUAUUAAAAAUAUUUUUAAGAAAAAAAAACAGAAAAAUAGUGAAUUAAAGCGGAAAAUAAUUAUCACUUUGUAUAUUAAAAAAAAAAAAAAAAUCAUUUUCUUCAUCCAUGUAAAAAAUUUCCACGAAAACUGUCAUGCGGAAAAUCAAAAGAAAAUUCAAUUUGGAAAUUUCGUAUAAAUUCCAUGGAUUUUACAUAAAUUUUCCAAGGAAAUUCCAUUAAAUUAUAAUUUUCUUUUCUUUGAAAUUACAUGAAAUUUCCAUCGAAUUUCAAGUAAAGUAAAGUCCAUGGAAAUUUCAUGGAAAUUAAAUGGAGAAUCCUUAAAAUUUUUUUUGUAAAUUCCAUGAGUUUUCCACAAAUUAUCGAAGGAAAUUCCAUUAAAUUUUCAUUUUCUCUUCUUAGAAAUUCCAUACAAUUUCCAUGGAAUUCCUAUGUAAAGUCCAUGGAAAUUUAAUAGAAAAUCCAUGAAAAAACUUUACGGAAAUUUCAUGGACUUUCCAUAAAUUUUCUAAGGAAAUUCCAUUAAAUUUAAAUUUUCUUUUCGUAGAAAUUCCAUGCAAUUUACAUGGAAUUCCAAGUAAAGUAAAAUCUAUGUAAAGUUCAUAGAAAUUUAAUGUAUAAUCCUUGGAAACUUUUUGUAAAUGCCAUGAGCUUUCCAUAAAUUUUCCAAAGAAAUUCCAUUAAAUUUUCAUUUUCUUUUCUUAGAAAUUUUAUACAAUUUCCAUGGAAUUCCUAUGUAAAGUCCAUGGAAAUUUAAUGGAAAAUCCAUGAAAACUUUUUGUAAAUUCCAUGGACUUUAAACAAAUUUUCCAUGAAAAUUCCAUUAAAUUUAAAUUUUCUUAGAAAUUUCAUAUAAUUUCCAUGGAAUUUCAAGUAAAGUAAAAUCCAUGUAAAGUUCAUGGAAAUUUAAUGAAAAAUCCAUGAAAAUUUUAUGGAAAUUAGGAAAUUCCAUGGAAACUUAAAGAAAAUCCUAAGGAAACUUGAAAUUUUUUUAAAAUAAAAUUUCUACGUAAUUUUCGAAUGCAUUGUCAGUGGAAAUUUUUCACCUGGAUAACAGGAUUAAAAAAAAAAUAAAGCAUUAGAAGUGAAAUGCUAAUAUAUAAUUUAGAAACUUUGUAAAUUUCUUAUAUUACAUUUUAUAAUACAAUUAACUAUAGGAAUUUUUAUCGCGUUUUGUAAUUUUAUUAUUCCAUAUUAAUAAUUUUGUAUAUCUUUUCGUAUUUAUUAUAAAAAAAAUUCCCAUUUUUCGGAAAUUCUCAAUGUGAUCUUAAAAAAAAAAACAACGAAUUUUUUUGUCGUUCGCAAAUUUUUUUGUGACGGUAAUUAAGGUUUAUUUUUUAAAUAAAUAAAAAAAAAAUUCAAAUUAUAGUAGUGCCAUUCUCGGCAAUACACUUUUUUUCAUAACGCACUGAGGGCGAAGCGUAUUUGUUUUUUUUUUU